ACUUGAUAGAGCGCUUCCUCACUCUGCCACUGCCACUGCUCUACCCCCCCAAUCUUCAGCCUAUAACCAGUAACCAGCGCCUCACGAAAACCCGUAUUCGCAGCAAAACGAACAAGAGAGCUAGAAAACAUGGGAAGCAGAUUGGGAAGACGAGUGGUCCACAUGGCCAACCUACCAAUCAAGCUGCUAAUGCCCAGCACCUUCACCAACAUCCAAGAGAUCGCCCUCAAGACCAUCCCUUCAGCCUCCAAAAUCGAAAUCAAGCGCGUCCUCGAGUCUCUUUACGGCUUCGAGGUCGAGAAGGUCCGAACCCUUAACAUGGAGGGAAAGAAGAAGAAACGUGGCGGCCUGUUGAUCGCAAAGCCUGACUACAAAAAGGCAUACGUGACUCUGAGAAACCCGCUCUCCAUCUCGCCGGAGAUGUACCCGAUUCGGAUAAUCGAGGAGGAUAAGCGGCAGAUGAACAAGCAGUCCAAGUCGAGCGUCGUCGAGGAAAGCGAGGGGAAGAGACACUGGCUCGAUGAGAAGGCUAGGGCCGUGAAAGCUGGUGAUAGAUUUGGCAAUCGAGGUCGUAUCGGCCAGCGGGGCGACGUGGCCAAGUUUCCGUGGAGUAGUAUGAGGUCUGCUGCUAGUGCGAGGUAGAAUGUUGUGAAAUGUUAUAUUUUGUAUGUUUUUAUGGUUCUGUUGAGGUUAAUGGUCAAUGUGAUGGUGGUCGUUUAAUGGUUUUUAAUUCGCGAACCUUUUUAUGGAUUAGAAUAAUAAACUUAUUUAAGGCUAAAGAAGAGUUAGAAAAGCCUUUAAAUGGGUCGUGGAGCAUUGAGAUUUUGAUGAAGAGAAAUUUGCUUUUGAUAUUGAUGCUAAA
Molecule: messenger RNA, 862 nt
Organism: Carya illinoinensis
Lineage: Eukaryota; Viridiplantae; Streptophyta; Magnoliopsida; Fagales; Juglandaceae
Exons: 1
Coding region: 130-642 (170 amino acids)
Biological process (GO): mitochondrial translation
Cellular component (GO): mitochondrial large ribosomal subunit; ribosome
Molecular function (GO): structural constituent of ribosome
Source: RefSeq, a predicted model, not a curated record